Malus domestica (apple) is the source of this 2181-nucleotide messenger RNA. RefSeq names its product L-type lectin-domain containing receptor kinase IV.1-like. The record is from RefSeq and is a predicted model, not a curated record. Gene Ontology annotation, cellular component: plasma membrane. NCBI's taxonomy places the organism in Eukaryota, Viridiplantae, Streptophyta, Magnoliopsida, Rosales, Rosaceae. Gene Ontology annotation, biological process: protein phosphorylation; defense response to bacterium; defense response to oomycetes. Gene Ontology annotation, molecular function: carbohydrate binding; transmembrane receptor protein serine/threonine kinase activity; ATP binding.
CAAGUUUUUCAAGCUUGUAAUACUCAUACAAGCAACCCUAGCAGCAGCUCAAAAUGUUACCUUCAUCUACAAUGGUUUCCGGUCAGAAAAUCUUAGCUUAGACGGUGUAGCCCAGUUCACACCCAACGGUCUUCUAAUGCUUACAAAUGACUCUCAAGACAAUAGCCAUGCCUUCUACCCUAACCCAGUCACCUUCAAGAACUCAUACUCUGAUACCAAUGCUUUCUCAUUUUCUACGACAUUUGUGUUCGCUAUCAGAUCGGUGUAUGCAAAUCUGAGCGGUCAUGGAAUGGCCUUCGUCAUUUCUCCAACAAGGAGGAUUCCUCGAGCUUUUCAGCCCCAGUACCUGGGCAUUUGCAAUAACACCAACAACAGCAAUGAAACCAAUUGUGUUUUUGCUGUAGAGCUUGAUACCAUACAGAAUAACGAAUUAGGUGACAUCAACAACAACCAUGUUGGGAUUGAUAUUAAUGGUUUGCGCUCACAGAAAUCAGCUCCGGCAGGAUAUUAUGCUCAGAACAAUGUGGGGUUCCGGAACUUGACCCUCAGUAGCGGUCAACCAAUGCAAGUUUGGGUGGAAUAUGAUGGCGCCAAGAAGAAAAUCGAUGUCACUUUGGCUCCAAUCGUUGUUGAUAAACCCCAAAUUCCACUAUUGUCUUUGAAGCGCGACCUUUCUAUGGUCCUUAACAAGACUAUGUAUGUUGGCUUCUCCGCAUCCACUGGCUCGUUCCUCAGUUCUCAUUAUGUUCUAGGAUGGAGCUUUGCAACGAAUGCCCAGGCUCGUGAAAUUGUUCUCUCACAACUUCCUAAGCUGCCCCGGAUAGGAGGUCUAAUUUAUGGCAUAAGACGGAGGAAGAAGUUUGCAGAGAUUCUUGAAGAUUGGGAGCUGGAAUAUGGUCCUCAAAGGUUUAAAUACAAAGAGUUAUAUAUAGCCACAAAAGGGUUCAAGGAAAAAGAGCUUUUGGGAACUGGGGGAUUUGGUAAGGUCUAUAGAGGCAUAUUACCUUCCUCUAAAACUGAGAUUGCUGUAAAGAGGGUCUCACAUGAUUCAAGACAGGGGAUGAAGGAGUUUGUUGCAGAAAUUGCUAGCAUCGGCAGGCUUCGCCAUCGGAAUUUAGUACCACUCUUGGGGUAUUGCAGAAGAAAAGGGGAGCUGCUUUUGGUCUAUGAUUACAUGCCUAACGGGAGCCUGGACAAAUACCUCUUUGACCAACCAGUGGUCACUCUCAAUUGGAGGCAGAGGUUUAGAGUCAUCAGAGGCGUCGCUUUGGGGUUGUUUUAUCUUCACGAAGGAUGGGAACAAGUUGUGGUUCACAGAGACGUGAAGGCCAGUAAUGUUUUACUUGAUGAGGAAUUGAAUGGUAGAUUAGGAGAUUUUGGGCUUGCAAGAUUAUAUGACCAUGGAAAGGACCCUCAGACUACUCGUGUAGUUGGAACACUCGGGUAUCUAGCUCCAGAGCAUACAAGGUCAGGCAAGGCUACAACACAAGCUGAUGUGUUUUCUUUCGGUGCAUUUUUGCUUGAAGUUGCCUGUGGAAGAAGGCCAAUAGGGACACAAGGUCAAGAUGGAGAGAUAAUUCUGGUUGAUUGGGUGUUUUCUUGUUGGAAGAGAGGUAAUAUACUUGAGGCAAGAGAUCCAAACUUGGGUACAGAAUUUAUAGUUGAGGAAGUGGAAUUGGUAUUCAAGCUCGGGCUUUUAUGCUCUCAUUCGGUUCCUUCAGCCAGGCCAAGCAUGCGCCAAGUUGUGCAGUAUUUGGAGGGUGACAUUCCUUUGCCGGAGUUGUCACUUGAUGGUCUUUCUACCAGAGACUUAACAUUUGCGCACCAUGAAGGUUUCGAUGAUUUUGUAAAGUCAUAUCCGUCGUCAACGAGUAAGGCAACUUCAUAUGUUCCAGAGCCGACGUUACUCUCAGGUGGACGCUGAAUCCGAGCAAUAAUGGUUUCGUUUUCUCUCUUGAACUGGAAUUCAUAGCGAAUAAUUUGCGGCCCUUAAUGUUACAUGUAACCUAUUAGUCUUGUAUCUUGUUAGUUAUAUAAAAGUAAUGCAGGAACAAUCUGUAUGUUGGUUGGGUAAAAGUAAGUUACGGAAAAUUAUAAGUACCAUGAUAUUCUUUUAGGGAUAUAAUCUACUGCACUUAACUUGCAUUGCAAGGAGAGAAACAAAUUCAAAGAUUUGUAUAU